Molecule: messenger RNA, 1155 nt
Organism: Chara braunii
Lineage: Eukaryota; Viridiplantae; Streptophyta; Charophyceae; Charales; Characeae
Source: the annotation of a GenBank genome assembly
GAUCACAGCAUGGGUCGAGAGCUUCUGGGUGGACUGGAGAUCAGCCAAGCAACUGUUCAUGAGCACGGCGGAGUGGGUGGAUGCGGGCCUGCGGAUUGUAUCUCUCAAGUUGGACUCCUUCUCACGUAUCUCAGCCUUUCUUGGUAACAAAGAGGAAAAGAAAUUACGUAUGCGGGUGGAGGAGGCGGAAGGCAAACUGGGGGAUAACCUCAUCUCAGACCUCUGUUGGUCAGAAAAGAGGACGCGCAGACUGCAGGAGUGGGAGGAGUUCCAAAUCAAGAAGGAGGAACGGAGGGCGAAGAUUUUGGAAGUAAAAGGGAUUGUUACGUCAGAUCGACUCUCGAAAGAAGCUUUCAAACGUCUGUUGCCACGAAACACAGCGGUUAGGAUGAGAGAACUAAAGCACCCGUACCUCUUGGGGAAACCAACUGCAGUGGAUAAUAAAGAAAUGUGCUCGUACGCAGUGGAUUAUUUUCAGGAUAUCUUGACGACAAGAAGACCUUACGACAGCCUGGAUGACAACAUGGCAGAGGAGUCCCCUGUGUGGAAUAACCUGGAUUGCAGUCUACCUCUUGAGGGGAGGCUGUUGAUGGAUAGGCCGACCACGGAGGAGGAACUCACUGUUACCCUCAAGUGUAUGGCCCGAGGUAAAGCGCCGGGGGAUGAUGGGUUGCCGGUUGAAUUUUUUGCGGCAUGUUGGGAGGUGCUGGUUGGGGACUUAGUGUCAUUGUUUAACGAGAUUCGGGACGGAGGGAGGCUCGGCAAGACCAUGACAAGGGGGAUCAUUUCCUUGCUGUUUAAGAAGGGGGACAGAAGCGACACAAGGAAUUGGAGACCCAUUUCGCUGCUGAACGUGGUGUACAAACUGCUGGCCAAGCUUUUGGCCAACAGACUGGGACACUACUCACCAGGCUUGGUACAGCGAGACCAGGGCGCAUUUGUAAGGGGCCGAUCCAUUUUUGAGAAUGUUGUGACAGCAAUAGAGGCUUUGGAGCUCAUCGAGAGGGAUGAAUUGGACGUGACAGUGUUGUUUUUUGGACCUGGAAAAGGCUUACGACAGGGUUAAUUGGACGUUCGUACUUACCACCCUGCGGGUUAUGGGAUUUGGUGAGUCCUUUUGUAGGUGGGUUAAGGUUAUGUACGGUAACGCAACGG